Aspergillus chevalieri is the source of this 1851-nucleotide messenger RNA. Its product is annotated as putative flavin-binding monooxygenase. The coding region runs from base 1 to 1851 and encodes 616 amino acids. Lineage: Eukaryota; Fungi; Ascomycota; Eurotiomycetes; Eurotiales; Aspergillaceae. The transcript has 5 exons. Gene Ontology annotation, molecular function: N,N-dimethylaniline monooxygenase activity; NADP binding; flavin adenine dinucleotide binding. The record is from RefSeq and is a predicted model, not a curated record.
AUGACUCUCUCUCAAAAUCAUUACAUUAUCCAACUCCCUUCGACCCCCGAAGCCCCUCGCUUUGUGGACCCUCGUGGGGUUGCCCAGCAAUGGCUCAAUAACUUGCAGACGUUGCUCGCCAUUGGCGACUAUGCAAAGGUCCCCGAGCUUUUCCAUGAACAAUCAUGGUGGCGAGACAUGCUGGCUUUGGAUUGGGAUCUCCAUACGGUCCAGAAUGCAGAUAGAAUUAAGGACUUCCUUAGUCGAAACCAACCCCGAUUUCAGCUGUCCUCUUUCCGUCUGCAGCACCAAGGGAGAUUCCAGCCCAAGUUGGAGAACCCGAGGGGAGACCUGAAUUGGAUCUCAUCAAUGUUCUUUUUCGAAUCUCGUGUCGGAAAUGGAACCGGUUUUCUUCGUCUUACGGUGAACGAGGCUGGGCAGUGGAAGGCGUAUGCUGUGUAUACUUCUCUGCAGGAGUUGAAGCAAAUCAAGGAGCCACUUGGUGUGAAUCGAGCUGAAGGAACAAUCGAGACGAUGCCUGGUGGACUUUCCAAAGGGAAUUGGAUUGAAAGACGCAAGCGACAAGUCGAAUUUCUUGAUGAGGAGCCCGCGACUCUAAUCGUUGGUGCUGGUCAGGCAGGGCUUAACACGGCUGCUCGACUUCAGAAUCUCGGAGUAUCAAAUCUUAUAGUUGACAAGAAUGAGCGGAUUGGGGACAACUGGAGGAAGCGUUACAGGACCCUUGUUACCCACGACCCGGUCGAGUUCACGCACAUGGCAUACCUUCCGUUCCCCAAGAACUGGCCGCAAUUCACCCCCAAAGACAAGCUCGGAGACUGGUUCGAAGCGUAUGCUAGUAUAAUGGAGCUUAAUGUCUGGCUCAAGACCAGCAUCAAGUCUGCAGAAUACGAUGACUCGAAAUCCCAGUGGACGGUUACCCUCACCCGAGGCGAUGGCAGUGAGCGAGUCCUUUACCCCCGGCAUAUUGUCUGGUGUACCGGCCACUCGGGCGAGCCAAAGGUUCCCACCUUUGUGGGACAGGAGCGGUUCAAGGGACAAUUUUACCAUGGCAGCCAGCACCGUGACGCCUCAGAAUCCGACAUGAAGGGCAAGAAGGUGGUCGUGGUUGGUACUGGGAACAGUGGACACGAUAUUGCGCAGAACUUCUACGAGAAUGGUGCUGAUACAACCAUGCUUCAGCGAAGCGGGACAUAUGUCAUUACAGUCGAAAAGGGCGUCUUCAUGAUGCACGAGGGACUCCACGAAGAGAAUGGAGCCCCGACUGAAGAAGCAGAUAUCGUAUCGGAGAGCUUGCCCUUCCCUGUCCAGUUCGCCUUGGCCGUUGACUUCACGAACCGGGUCCGUGCCGUGGAGAAGGAUACCCUCGAAGGUCUCGAGAAGGCGGGGUUCAAGCUGGACUUCGGCAUCGAUGGAGCAGGGAUUUCCCGGCAAUAUAUCACCCGGGGUGGAGGCUAUUAUAUCGAUGUUGGAUGCAGUUCAUUGAUCAUCGACGGCAAGAUCAAGUUGAAGCACAGCCCUGAGGGCAUCUCGGGCUUCGACGAGCGCGGCCUUAUCUUGAAAGACGGCAGCAAGCUGGACGCAGAUAUCGUUGUCCUGGCUACUGGCUAUGACAACAUGCGGACAACUGUUCGAAAGGUCCUUGGGGAUCGCGUUGCCGAUCGCCUUGUUGAUGUAUGGGACUUGGACGAAGAGGGUGAAUUGAACGGAAUGUGGCGUCCAAGUGGUCACCCCGGCUUCUGGUACAUGGGAGGAAACCUGGCCAUCUGCCGGAUUUACUCCAAGUUCCUGGCCCUACAGAUCAAGGCCAUCGAGUCGGGGCUUAACUCACAACCAUCCGCUCUCAAGUUGUAG